This is a messenger RNA of Thlaspi arvense, 659 nucleotides long. The record is from the annotation of a GenBank genome assembly. Lineage: Eukaryota; Viridiplantae; Streptophyta; Magnoliopsida; Brassicales; Brassicaceae.
UUGUUGAAAAUGUCUGUGAACGAAGUGAAGGAUUCUCGUAUCGACGGAAUUAAAACUAAGAUCCGUGUCGUUCCAGAUUUUCCCAAGAAAGGAAUAAUGUUCCAAGACAUAACAACACUGCUGCUAGAUUCUAAGUCUUUUAAAGACACUAUUGAUCUGUUUGUUGAGAGGUAUCGAGACAUGAACAUCUCGGUGGUUGCAGGUAUAGAGGCUCGCGGUUUCAUAUUCGGUCCGCCCAUCGCACUAGCCAUUGGAGCAAAAUUCGUACCCCUUCGUAAACCAAAGAAAUUGCCCGGCGAAAUAAUAUUUGAAGAGUAUGAGUUAGAGUACGGAAGUGACCGGCUGGAGAUGCAUGCCAGAGCAGUGGAUUCCGGUGAUCGAGCAUUGGUGGUCGAUGAUUUGAUUGCUACCGGCGGAACUCUCUGUGCCGCCGUGAAUUUGAUCGAGCGAGUUGGAGCGGAAGUCGUUGAGUGUGCAUGCGUUACCGAGUUACCCGAAUUAAAGGGAAAGGAGCGAUUAGAGGGAAAGCCAUUGUGUGUGCUCGUUGAAUAUCGAUGAUGUCAUUAUUUAUCACGUGCUAUUUUGUAAAUCGGAGAAAAUUGGUCGGUUAAUCUAUACUAUUAAAAGAUCAUCAUUAAUUUGAAAUGUCCAAAAGCUAC